AUGUGCGAAAUGCGUAUACCGAGUAAACUGAUUUCCCACAUCGAACUCGCGUUACGAAGAUUAAAUUCCAAACUCGUUGUGAAAACAAAUGAAACCUUUUCUGUUCGUACUAUUAUUAUUUGUCUCGUUUGGCGAUAUCAUUGCUCGAGGUAUGUAGAAUAUGAUAUACAAAUACUCAACAAGGAUUCCUACGUUGAUAUGUGUCCACCGACACUAUUACCAGAAACACCAACUUUAAUUGUCAUUGAUGUCGAUGAGAACGAUUCGGUUGAAUUACAUUGUCCAGUGACACCUUCAUCUGAUUUGUCUGUUCAAUGGUCGAAAAAUAACGAAGAAUUAGAUCCGAUGUGGUCAACAUCAAAUCUCUUGAUUCGACGAUUUUUAUUAAAAAUUCAUCGAGCACAAUUAACCGACGCUGGUUUAUACAAAUGUAACGUUGUUAAUGGAUUCGGUAAUGUUCAUGCACAGUUUCGUGUCGAUGUCAAAUCGAACGGAACAGUGACCCAUGGUGAUCCGCAACAAAACGUCAUUCCAUGGGACAUAGAUACAAUGAAUGGAGAAGCGCCCGAAUUUCUUUCUCCAAAGGAGAGAAGCUCGAGCGAGCCAACAAAAGUUAUUCAACCGGAAAGUACUACGGUUCAAUUGAAAUGCUUAGCAUCCGGUAAACCAACUCCAGAAAUCCGAUGGAGAAAAAAUGGAAAAAUACUCUCCGAAGAUGAAUAUGGUAUCACACAAAGUCAGAUAUUGAAUAUCAAAGAUUUACGUCAAUCGGAUACAGGCAACUAUACAUGCGAAGUUUCUAAUUCUUUUGGUAGUAUCAAUGCGACGUAUGUUCUUGUAGUAACAGAGAAAUUGCAGUUUUUUGGUAAUGAUCCUGGAAAUACGAGCGUAGAAGUCGGACAAGUAGGAAUUCUUCAUUGCCGAGUUCAAACCAAUGAUCCGACGGCGAAAAUCCAAUGGUUAAAGAAGAUCAACGGCCAACAUGUAUUUCGUCCCGAUGCGAUUAUUUUUGGGUCGGAGCAAUACGAAAUGAUUCAACAAUCUCCAGAACAUCAAUAUUCCAAUAACAUUCUUUCUAAACCAUUGAUUUUUCCACAAAUGAGUACGAAGCAAGCUGGUGAAUACAUUUGCUUAAUUCAAAAUGAUAAAGCAACGAAUUACAAGAAAGUUUUUCUCGACGUAUUCUAUACUCACCGAGGUCUUAUAACGUCAACAAACACGAACAAUGUCCUGUUCUACGUGAUCAUUAUUCCUCUGUUUGUUCUUGCCACAAUUCUUUUCGUAAUUUUUUGCCUUCGUCAUACGCGCCAUCGAAAGCAUCUUCCAGCACAUUCGACUGACAGUUUCAAAUCUUCGAUUAAACCGCGACAACCAUUGAUUCAACCCAAUAGUGUCGUCAUUUCAUCUCGUACGAACACUGAUUAUUUAGUUGACAGCAUUGAUUCCAUACCGAUUGCAAGACCUUACCCACAACAGCAACGAUAUGGGCCAAGUACAGCAUCGGAUUUAGCAUCUCUCACAAGCUCGAAUCUGUACUAUGCACGCGUACAAGCACUGUAA
Messenger RNA from Adineta ricciae, 1560 nucleotides. Lineage: Eukaryota; Metazoa; Rotifera; Eurotatoria; Adinetida; Adinetidae. The record is from the annotation of a GenBank genome assembly.